Trichogramma pretiosum is the source of this 1887-nucleotide messenger RNA. Its product is annotated as FYVE, RhoGEF and PH domain-containing protein 4. The record is from RefSeq and is a predicted model, not a curated record. Gene Ontology annotation, molecular function: guanyl-nucleotide exchange factor activity. The coding region runs from base 156 to 1721 and encodes 521 amino acids. Gene Ontology annotation, biological process: intracellular signal transduction. Gene Ontology annotation, cellular component: cytoplasm. The transcript is spliced from 9 exons. Lineage: Eukaryota; Metazoa; Arthropoda; Insecta; Hymenoptera; Trichogrammatidae.
UCGGGCAGCGUCUUUGAAAGUGUAUCUUUCUUGUUUGUUUUGAAUUUGUAAUAAAAAAUUGUAGAAAGAAAGGAUUGUUAUGGUGUAUUGAAGUGUCAAGAAUCUGUUCUUAAUACAAAAAACACAAAUUUUUUAUUUACUGUUAGGUUUUCGAUAUGGAAUUUGACAACUCGCCAAGGACGCCUAAAUUAACAAGCGUAACCGACGAGCUGAAAGAAGUUUUAUCAAAACGAAAAUUGUUAACUACACAAACUCGAAUGAAAGUAUUGAGUACCUUAGAUGAAUUUAAUGAUGAACAAGAUGCAAGUAAAGAAGAAAAUCUCAGAUCUCAAGCAAUACAAGAAAUUUUGACAUCAGAAAUCAGCUACAUUAAUCAGCUUGAAAUUAUUAGAAAUUUUUUUAUGGGACCUAUACUAGACAAAAAACUCUUGAGUCGAGCUUCAUAUUCUACUCUGUUUGAAAAUAUAGAUACAAUAUAUAAUGUUAAUAAUGAACUAGUACAACAGCUGAAACAAAAUCCAGAAAAUAUUGCUCAAGCCUUUCACACAUUGGCACCAUUUUUUAAAUUAUACUCUGUUUAUGCCUACAAUUAUAAACAAGCGUUGGAUUUAUUACAGCAAAUUUUAGAAAAUAGUCCAGAAGUUUCAAAAUUUAUAGCAAAUCAAGAAUCUAGGCCAGAAGUGAGCCAAAAACUUUCUUCUUUGCUAAUAGCUCCAAUUCAACGAGUACCCAGAUAUAAAUUACUUCUGCAGCAGGUCAUUCGUCACACUUCUCCUCGAACAAAAGCAUAUAAUGAAUUACAAGCUUCUUUGGUUGAAAUAGAAAAAGUAGCAUCUCAUAUCAAUUCAAUGGUAGAAGAAUAUGAAAAUACCCAACAAUUGCUUGAACUGCAAAAAGUAAUAACUAAUUUAAUUACUCUGGUAAAACCCGGCCGAAAACUCGUCCGACAUGGCAAGUUGAUGCGCGUCGGACGAGGGGCAAGAUCUGCAUUUCGCCGAUAUUUUAUUCUGUGCAGCGAUAUGAUACUAUAUUGUAAGGGUGAUCCAGAGUCAACCAUGGAAUGUUCCUGUGUAUUUCCUCUUAACAAAACUACUAUCAAAAGAGUAUUUAGCACUGAAGUUUUUAGUCUGACAUGCAAGGAGGAAUAUUUAUUACUUUAUUCAGAAAUGGGAGAUAGCGAACAGUGGAUUACAGCCAUAGAAGAAGCCAUUGAAAAGUACCAAGAAAAUAGACAAUCAUUGAGAAAAGAUAGUAGCUCUAGAAUUCCUGUGCGAAAAUUUAUUCCUAUCAAUAAGGAUGGUGAGAUUGACAAUAGACUACGGCGCAAAAGACCUUUAACUUCAAUAAAAGAAAAUAAUGACAAUUCCCUGAAAUCAAAUAAUUCAAAUGUUCAUAUGGAUCAAAGCGCUGGAGUUGAAAAAACAACAUCGAAAAGUAAUUCUCCAUUUUCUUUGCCAUUUAAACGUUUAAAAAAAUCGCCUACAGAAGAAGUGACCGCUAAAAAACAUAAUGGAAUUUUGCGGAAUGAUAAUUCAAAUGACAAAAUACAUGAAACAAUAUUUUCAUCGAAAAUAUUUUCUCGUUCUUGCCUUUCAAUGGACGUCACAGAUGAGAAUAAUACUGAUAAUGAAGAAAAUUUUAGACUCUUGUCAUUUAAAACAGUUGGUACAAUAAUUUCAAAAGUUAGCAACGGUUUAAAAAGUUUAUUUUAUAAAAAUUAACUCUGAAGCUGUUUAGUGUAUGUAGAAAGAACGAAAUUUUUUUUAUACUAACUAAAAAAUUGUAUAUAAUAAAUAGAUAUAUAGUAAAUAGCAUUUUUAAAAAAUGUAUAUCGUAAUAAAUGCUAUUUCAAAAGUAACACAAUGUGCUGAAAAAUAUGAUGUGAGU